GCGAGGGGCGGGAGUGUCCCUGCGUGGAGCGGGCCGAUCCGGAGUUGUGUCAGUGAAGGAAUCCAGUCCGGGGGCCGAGCUGGCUGCGCCCUCCGCCGCGAGCGCGGGCAGCACGGGGCGAGCUCCGGACGGCGCGCGGCCCAGGCACCGGCUCCCGCUCGGCCCGCCCUCCGCGCCGCAGGGACCGCCACAGCCGCCGCGCCUCCCCCGGCGACCGCGCCCCCGGUCGCCGUCCUCCGGCCCGGGACAGAGCGGCCGGCGCUCCGCACAGAGAGCGUUACAGAAUCCAGGCUGCUUUCCGGAAUAUCUCCGUGGAUUCUUGGGGCUUAUUCCACUAGAAGCAAGAUGGCUGAACUCAAUACACAUGUGAAUGUCAAGGAAAAGAUCUAUGCAGUUCGAUCAGUUGUUCCCAACAAAAGCAAUAAUGAAAUCGUCCUGGUGCUACAACAGUUUGACUUUAACGUAGAUAAAGCAGUGCAAGCCUUUGUGGAUGGCAGUGCAGUCCAAGUUCUAAAAGAAUGGAACAUGACGGGGAAAAAGAAGAACAACAAAAGAAAAAGAAGCAAGUCCAAGCAGCAUCAAGGCAAUAAAGAUGCUACUAAGGACAAGGCAGAGAGGCCCGAGGCCGGGCCCCCACAGCCACUGCCGCCCCAGAUACAAAACGGCCACGUGAAUGGCUGUGAGAAAGACAACUCGUCCACAGAUUCCGCCAGCGAAAAGCCGGUCCUUGUCCCUCGUGAGAAAAAGAUCUCGAUACUCGAGGAACCUUCAAAGGCACUCCGCGGGGUCACAGAAGGCAACAGACCACUGCAACAGAAACUAUCCUUAGAUGGGAACCCCAAACCUAUACAUGGAACACCAGAGAGGUCAGAUGGCCUACAGUGGUCAGCUGAGCAGCCUUGUAACCCAAGCAAGCCUAAGGCAAAAACAUCUCCUGUUAAGUCCAAUACCCCCGCAGCUCAUCUUGAAAUAAAGCCAGAUGAGCUGGCAAAGAAAAGAGGCCCAAACAUUGAGAAAUCGGUGAAGGAUUUGCAGCGCUGCACUGUGUCUCUAACGAGAUAUCGUGUCAUGAUCAAGGAGGAAGUGGAUAGUUCAGUGAAGAAGAUCAAAGCUGCCUUUGCGGAAUUACACAACUGCAUCAUUGACAAAGAAGUUUCAUUAAUGGCAGAAAUGGAUAAAGUUAAAGAAGAAGCCAUGGAAAUCCUGACUGCUCGUCAGAAGAAAGCGGAAGAACUAAAGAGACUGACGGAUCUGGCCAGUCAGAUGGCGGAGAUGCAGCUGGCUGAACUCAGGGCAGAAAUUAAGCACUUCGUCAGCGAGCGGAAGUACGACGAAGAGCUUGGGAGAGCCGCCCGGUUCUCCUGCGACAUCGAGCAGCUAAAGGCCCAGAUCAUGCUCUGCGGAGAAACCCCCACUGGUCUAGCGAGCGGACGGCAGGCCCGGGCUUGGGAACAGGGAAGCCGAGAGGCAGAACACCCUUGUGCACAGGCGCGAGAGGGUACUUCGAGACUCUGCUGUCUCUCUUCCUUCUGCGGUUCCUAACCUAAGGAAUAACAC
This is a messenger RNA of Lontra canadensis (Northern American river otter), 1557 nucleotides long. Its product is annotated as SPATS2-like protein. Gene Ontology annotation, cellular component: cytoplasm. NCBI's taxonomy places the organism in Eukaryota, Metazoa, Chordata, Mammalia, Carnivora, Mustelidae. The transcript has 12 exons. The record is from RefSeq and is a predicted model, not a curated record. The coding region runs from base 346 to 1542 and encodes 398 amino acids. Gene Ontology annotation, molecular function: protein binding.